AUGCGGCGGCGCACACGAGGACCACCGCGGCUGGUACGGUACUCGGCUUCGGCAGGGACGUCGUCCUCUCCCCUCACGGUCGGCGCUUCGCCCUCCAACCCCACCACCGAUCAUCCCCUCAGCCGGCACCCUGCAACGCCGCAAACCAACAACCACCACCGAUCUUCGGCCGGGGUGGGAGCGUUAGGGGGGUACCCGACUGACGACGACGCCGAAUAUAGGAGGACGCUCCGCCCACCGGGCCGGUUCGUGGUGGAACGGAUGGGGCAGGGGGUCGGCGGCGGGGUGGAGUCUGCGUAG
Macrosiphum euphorbiae (potato aphid) is the source of this 300-nucleotide messenger RNA. Lineage: Eukaryota; Metazoa; Arthropoda; Insecta; Hemiptera; Aphididae. The record is from the annotation of a GenBank genome assembly.